UCUGUCGUCACGUGGAGGCAGUCACAUGACUUUCUGGUCACGGAUGUGAGUUCUGUGUUGUUGUCAUGUAGACACGUCAGGAUUCACAAGUCUUACUAAAGGAAAUAAACAGCUUAAUCAGGAAAUUGUCGCUUAUUGCAGUCGUAUCUGCGCCGUUGUCGCCGGCUUUUGUUAUUUCAAUGGAUUUUAUUCGACAGUUCGGAGUUGUGCUUGUGAUUGCGGUGCUCUCCGGCGCGCGCGCAGACAAGCUUCAGAUCGACCCGCUGAUAUACGAGGAGCAGCUGCUAUGGGUCAGCGGUGGAGCCGGUCUGGUCAACACUUACAGGAUCCCUCUGCUAACCUUCACGACGCGUGGAAGUCUGCUGGCCUUCUCUGAGGCCAGGAAAACGUCUUCCUUUGACAUCGGCGCAAAGUUCAUCGCGCUGAGACGCUCCACAGACAGAGGAGCCACCUGGUCUCCCACUUCAUUCAUAGUGGAUGAUGGUUCUCUAGCAGAUGGGUUGAAUCUAGGUUCGGUUGUUGUGGAUGAGGAGACUGGUGCUGUGAUACUCAUCUACUCGUUGUGUUUCCACCAUCAUCAGUGCGACCCCUCCAGCACCAUGAUGGUGCAGAGUCUGGAUGACGGGUUCACCUGGAGCCCCCCACGAAACCUCUCCGUUGAGCUGGGGGUGAAGAGCUUUGCUCCAGGGCCUGGCUUCGGCAUACAGAAACAGUAUGCUCCCAAUGUGGGCCGUCUGGUGGUGUGUGGCCACGGAUCCAUUGCUGGUGAUGGGGUCUUCUGCAUCCUGAGUGAUGAUCAUGGUACAUCCUGGAGAUAUGGAGCUGCCCUGAAGAGCAUCCCUUACAACCAGCCUAAACAAGACCUGGACUUCAACCCAGAUGAGUGUCAGCCAGUGGAACUCGAGGACGGGAGUAUAGUCAUCAAUGUGCGCAACCAGAACAACUACCACUGCCGCUGUCGAAUUAUAGUGCGGAGUCUGGACGGAGGCGAGACUCUUCCUGUGGAGGAGCUGGUGUUUGACAAAACACUGAUCGACCCCGCCGUCGCAGCCGGAGCCCUGCAGAAACAAGGAGUGAUGUACUUCACCAACCCCUCCAGCACUCAGCAAAGGGUCAAUCUAACUCUUCGCUGGUCCCUCUCUGAUGGGAACUCAUGGGAAAAGGAGGCCGUCCAGAUCUGGGCGGGGCCAAGCGGUUAUUCAUCUAUGACAUCGCUCAAGGGAGAUUCUCCAGAGGACAGCAAAUACAUUUAUGUCAUUUACGAAAAGGGCCAUAAAGAUUACUGUGAGACAAUAUCUUUUGUCAAAAUCCAUCUAUACGGAGGGAAAUAACAUACAGCUGGAGGAGCCAAGAAAAAGGGAUAUUUAGGAAUUUUAAAAUAAACUUUUUUUUCUUCUUUUUUUGAGAAAGCCAAGGUAUCAUCCUGAUGCAAAAUCUUUGAAACAUUAAAUCUGGUCUACAGUAUGAACUGUUUUAUAUGAAUUUCACUCCAGAAAGAAUCAAGACAUCCUGCUUCAGUGUGAGAUUGAUCUAUACAGCAAUGUAUUACAAAUACAACCAUGAUUGUACCCACUGUUUUUUACCUGUGCACAAAACUUUUUGUAUGUCUUGAAGUUCUCAUAAUAACUUUGUGCAGCUGGUGAGCUGCACGCUGGUCGCACAUGUGUUUUUGGGACUAUUUGACGGUUUUUAAAACACUCAGGCACUGUUUGUCUUGCUGAACAGUGAUUGAUUUGUAAGUCUUGAAUGAAUGUUUUGAAUACAGAAAUGUGAUUUCAUUUGAAUUAUCUUGAGGUGUUUCUCCGAUCCCUGGUGUUGCUAGAAUUAAUGAAGGCAUCUAAAAUGACUAACAUAAACUGGAAGACACAAGGGUUUGAGACACAUAGACACACUAAGCAAUCAGUGUUUGUUCGUCAGAAAACCCCAUUUUAUAUUGAACUAUGUCAUGUGCUUCAGGUUAUAUGGUUUUAUUCACGCAGUCUGGCCUUUUUGUGGCCAUAGAUGUUGUACAUUUAGAUGUCGGACAAUUAUUUUAGUAACAUCUUACUGUAAGUGAAUUUUAAAUAAGUUUGCUAAAAGUCACCCAAAAGGCUUUCACUUCAUUAAAUUUCAUACUAACAUAUUUGACCUUUCACUUUUUUUUCUGGAUUCAACUCAUCAACACAGGGACAUGUUUUAUUGUUCAAUAAAUUUUUCUGUUUUGAUAAAGCAA
This is a messenger RNA of Cyprinus carpio (common carp), 2212 nucleotides long. RefSeq names its product sialidase-1-like. Gene Ontology annotation, cellular component: membrane; cytoplasm; lysosome. The record is from RefSeq and is a predicted model, not a curated record. Lineage: Eukaryota; Metazoa; Chordata; Actinopteri; Cypriniformes; Cyprinidae. Gene Ontology annotation, molecular function: exo-alpha-sialidase activity. Gene Ontology annotation, biological process: oligosaccharide catabolic process; ganglioside catabolic process.